UCAAACCCCAAAGAGGUAGUAUUUAUGUGAGUAUACUGGCAAUUCAUUUUGCUAAAUUAAAAAGGCUUGAUGUCAUCAGCCUGAGAUUGAAGUAAUAUUUUACAACAUUAAAAAGUUAGAGCAAAAUCAGUUGUUUACAAAAAAAUAUUGACACGUUGAACAGGUAAUCUGAAUAUACUUAAAUAACAUCGGACGAAUUAGCAAACAUUCUGGCCUUGAAAAUUUUGAAGAGCUCACGUUAAUAAUAUUUCUUAGUAAACAUCCAACUCAAACAUCGCUUAUUUAUUAUCAGAAAGAGGAGGGAGACAUCUGGUAACAAUCAAAAGAUAGCAGCAGUGUGGAAUGCAGGAUACAUCAGCCUGUACCAAGCACCGAUUGAUUUGGUUAAGUAAUCAUUUAACGAAUAUUGUAUCAAUUGGGAAGUCUGGGACUUCCUAUUGCAACUAUCUAACCUUCCCAAUAAUAAUCAACAAUUCUAGGACAGUUUGUCAAAUGGCAAACACCAAUUUAAGAGGCUGAAUUGUUAAAAAAAUAUAUAUAUCAAAUUUUACUUUUAAAAAACAGAGGAUUUGUUGUUGUUUUUUGUUAUCAAACUAUUUAUCAGAGAUAAUAUACUGAUAAAAAUACACUUGAUAAUCUUCAAUACUGUGACAAUUCUCUGAUAAGUAACCUACUGAUUUCUUUCACAAUUGAAUGAUAACAGUUUAAAAUACAUUGCAAAAAAUUACUCACCACUAAAGAAGAACGAUGAUAAUCCAGUGAACAGGCUCCUGGGCACUAAAAUCAACAGUGGACCACAAUAUUUAUAACCUGACAACUGUAAAUUUGAGGUUUAUACACAGAACUUGACUAGAUUCGUACAAUACCACCAUAAAUAGACACACAACGAAAAAUUUGUUAGUAGUUGAGACUUCACCUCAAGAGAAAAAACCCGCGCACAUCCCAGAUGUUAUAAGAGCUGUAGUAUAUUUCAAAAUAAAUGAUUGGACCCACAGCUGACGAGAUAAAGGUAAGGGGAGGGGAUAACGCGGGAGUGGUUUACCGACCCCUGCUGCCAUCUUCUACCGCCAACUGGAACCUUCAACGAAUUCCAACUUUUAAGCAGUGCUGGCCACAGGGUAGACGAAUCCGGACAAUUGCCCAGAGAAGCCAGGCUUGAAGUGCCAACCAAAGAUCGGGACACGCUGCCUAAGUGGUAUGGGCAUGUCAGAAGAAUGACGGAGGAAUAUUGGCCGAGCCGAGUCCUGGAUUGGGUUCUGCCAGGGAAGAGAGGACGUGGACAGCCCAGAAGCAGGUGGAUGGAGAGGGUCCAGGAGGAAAUGGCGGGUCAAGAUCUGGAGGAAGAUGAUUGGUGAGACAGAAGCACGUGGAGUUCUGCGCUGACUAUGUGCGGCAACCCUUAGAUGGAAUGACUAAAAAGUAUAGGAAACGAUGCAGCACUCCACUUCAAAGAAAUAAUUUUCCUGUGGGGGACUCAGAACUAGAUGAGGAGGAUGACGAAUCUGGGAGUUUCCUGAAUCCAUUCAUAAAGUAAGAAUCGGAAUAAAUCAAAGUUUCACUGAGAGGGGAAAGAGACUGAUUGGAGGUGGGGCAGCAAGAAAGUCUUGGGAGAAAGGUGGGGUGCUCUUCCAGUAGCGGGCCUGACACCAUGCCGGUAUCAACAGUCUGAAUUCCCUUCUGCCAGAGAACAUUGUUCGACAUCGU
Nezara viridula (southern green stink bug) is the source of this 1704-nucleotide messenger RNA. The record is from the annotation of a GenBank genome assembly. Lineage: Eukaryota; Metazoa; Arthropoda; Insecta; Hemiptera; Pentatomidae.